This is a messenger RNA of Daldinia vernicosa, 344 nucleotides long. RefSeq lists its product as uncharacterized. Bases 126 to 308 code for a protein of 60 amino acids. The transcript is spliced from 3 exons. NCBI's taxonomy places the organism in Eukaryota, Fungi, Ascomycota, Sordariomycetes, Xylariales, Hypoxylaceae. Gene Ontology annotation, cellular component: mitochondrion. Gene Ontology annotation, biological process: mitochondrial respiratory chain complex I assembly. The record is from RefSeq and is a predicted model, not a curated record.
CCUAGAGAAAUAGCAAUCCCAUAAUUUUAUAAGACGACCACAAGUAUUUUACAGCGAGAACUUGGCCAAAACGGUCAAAACUAUAAAGAUUCUGGCUUCAGCUUUUAUCAACGUGUAUUAGAAAAAUGCCAACACGUCAACGGCCAAUUCAGAGAUUUGCUGCUGCGGUUUCACGAUGCUCUACCGAGGCAACGGUAUACGGAAAAUGCAUCGUGGAAGAAUAUAACGCGGUCCACAAAGAUAAAUGCGUCAAUGAGUUUCUCAAGUUAAAAGACUGUGUCUUGAAAGCGUCAAAACAGGCUAGGUGACUGCAGUAACAUUGAGGUUUCCAUCUAGGGGCUAUG